CUUUCUCCGUUCUUUCCUCUUUUUUUUUCUAUUUCGGAAAACCUCUGAGUUGAAUCUCAGAGAGAAACUGAGAGAUUGCUUGAUUCAUGGCCGCACCUGAAGCUCCUCUCUGCUAUGUUGGUGUUUCUAGAAGCUCCGCCGCUUUCCGCCUCAUGAAAACAAUGGGAUGGGAAGAAGGUGAAGGACUUGGGAAAGAUAAACAAGGAAUUAAAGGUCAUGUUCGAGUGAAAAACAAGCAGGAUACUUCAGGUGUUGGUUUGGACCAAGUGAAAAACAAUUGGGCAUUUGAUACUACGCAAUUUGAUAAUAUUCUUAAAAGAUUGAAAGUGCAAGCAGCAGUUCAUGCUGAGGAUGAUGAUGAUGAUGAUGAUAAAGAAGACAAGAAAGUUUCUUUGGUUGAUGCCGAGAAAGUUGAAGCUAAAGAAGUCAUCAAGGAGAGUGUUGUUAAGAGUACUCGUCCACAGGGCAGAUACCAGAAGAGGGAAAGAGGGAAGCGUGUAAACGGAUAUUCUUUGAAAGAUCUCGAGGGAAUUCUUGUCAAAAAAACCAAGGAGGAGGAUGUACAACUAGAUGAAGCAUCGGAAAUGGGGACAAAAGCGACAGAUGAGUCUAAUAGCUGCCAAGAUGAAGACAAGCCAAACAAUGUGCCAGUAAAUUGGUGGGGCAUUAAAUAUGGAUUUGUCUCUGGCGGACUUCUUGGAGCAACUUCUAAACCAAAGAAGAAAUCUAAACGAAGUUCUGAGGAGACACCCGAAUCAGGCAAAAGGGCUGCAUUUCAUGAACAAGAUCAAGAAGAUCUAUAUAAUCUUUGUCAGGAUAAAGCUACAACUGGAAAGCAAGGUCUGGGAGCUAAGGGUAAGUCCAAGAAAAUUGCUGGUGCUGAUUGGAAGGGAAAGAAGACAUCAUUUAGUGACAGUGAAGACGGUACUGAAGACGAUGAUGGUGAAGACAGCAAUGAAGAGGACGAUGAAUCCGAGGAUUCUGCUGAACCUUGUCCUCCAGUAAAACAAAAUCUCAGCGAGGUUGUCAUAACAGAAAAGAGUGACGAGGAGAAAGUUAACUUGAAAAAAUUGUGCAAAAAGCUACUUCGUCAGGCCCCUGGCAAGUCAAUGAAGCUGAAAGAUCUUAGAUCACUCAUUGAGACCCAAUCACCAUCCGUCUUUUCAGAAUUUUCUUCGAAGCGCGACGCUCUCUCAUACUUGAAACAGAAGCUUCUAGCCAGCAAGCAGUUUCAUCUGGACGGGAAGAAAGUGAGUCUCCCUCAAUGAAUGGAGACCAGAGAUUUUGUAGCAACAUUCCAAGCUAGUAUACUAAUAUCAUAAUAUUGAGUGGUAAAAAAGGGGUUGUCAGAAUUGAUUUUUACAUUCUAGUAACACUAGAAGGUUAUUUGAGUUUCUAUAUAACCAACAUCGAAUCCAACAUGUUUUUUGCAUUCGCAAGAGAUAUUGGCUACUAAGUUGCAUAGGAAAUUUUGUAAGUAUACAUAAUCCAAACCAAAAAGAUUUAGCUUAAUUACAAACACACUAUUAGAGAAUUAAUAGAGGAUAUUGAUAUUUGUUUA
Molecule: messenger RNA, 1561 nt
Organism: Papaver somniferum (opium poppy)
Lineage: Eukaryota; Viridiplantae; Streptophyta; Magnoliopsida; Ranunculales; Papaveraceae
Product: PIN2/TERF1-interacting telomerase inhibitor 1-like
Exons: 11
Coding region: 87-1268 (393 amino acids)
Biological process (GO): regulation of ribosome biogenesis
Cellular component (GO): nucleolus
Molecular function (GO): nucleic acid binding
Source: RefSeq, a predicted model, not a curated record